Candida albicans SC5314 is the source of this 1503-nucleotide messenger RNA. RefSeq lists its product as uncharacterized. Gene Ontology annotation, biological process: regulation of peptide transport. The coding region runs from base 1 to 1503 and encodes 500 amino acids. The record is from RefSeq and is a predicted model, not a curated record. Gene Ontology annotation, cellular component: membrane. The transcript has a single exon. NCBI's taxonomy places the organism in Eukaryota, Fungi, Ascomycota, Pichiomycetes, Serinales, Debaryomycetaceae.
AUGCCCAACACACCUUUACUUCUGAUCAGAUCUCCUAGAUUUGACAGACUCUCCCCUAGAAUCACAACAACAACAGCCACAACAACUGAUCCCAAUGGUAUUGUUGAUAUUAUCAACCAACAGGAAAUACAAAAUUAUAAACUUGGUAUAAUUCUUCUUGUGAUUGCAUUGGCUACUUGGAUUAUUGGAUUAGAAUUGGUCAAUGCGGUAUUAAAAGGAGAUGAUUAUGAAAAACCUUGGUUAUUUGCAGUGAUCACUGGUUCAUGUUUCUCAAUAAAUUUAUUACCGGAUAUAAUUCUACUUAAACACUGGGAAGUUUUCGGUCAAACUCAAAUUGAAGAAGACUUACCAUUACUUCAAACGAAAUCAAAAGAAAAGAAUGAAGAUGUUUCAGAAUUAACUCCCAAGGAAGUGUUUAUUUUGGCUUUUCAAAUCGCAGUUAUUUAUUAUUCAUAUAAUGUCCUUGGGAUGUCUGCGUUAAAGUUCACAUCAGCUCUGAAUCAAACAGUCAUGGGUUCAACAACAUCAAUGUUUACUUUGAUUAUAGGAGUAAUACUCAAAACCGAAACUUUUACAAUUAAAAAGGCACUAUGUGUAAUUGGUAGUUGUUUGGGUGUCUUUAUGGUAAGUUUUAGUAAUACUUCAGCGGGGCAAGGCAAAUUCCAACCGAAAAAUCCCGUUCUUGGAAAUACAUUGGCAUUGGGUGCAGCAUUAAUGUAUGGUUUUUAUUUACUUAUUAUGAAAUUUAAAUGUGGUACUGGGGAUAAAACAACUAAUGAAAGAAGACUUUUCGGAUACGUGGGAUUAAUAACUUUUGUAAUUGGUGUGCCUGUGUUAUACGUGGUUGAUUUAUUAGAAAUUGAAAAGUUUCAAUUCCCUCCACCAAAUAAUACUAUUUUAGCUAGUAUUUUUAUUAAUGGUAUAUUUUCUGUCAUUUCGGAUUAUACUUCUGUGUUGGCCAUGUUGUUAACUUCUCCAUUGGUGGUAUCUUUAACUUUAACUUCAGUGAUUCCUAUCACAAUUUUCAUUGAUUACCUCGUGUUAAUAUCGACUGGAAAUUCUGUGAAAACAAACUUUGUGUAUGUUUUCGGUAUUGUUUGUAUAUUGGUUGCCGUUGUGUUGGUCAAUGUUAACAUAACAUCAGAAAAUGAUUUAAUAGAAGAGGUCAUUGAGCAUGCUCUUGAAGAAGCAAUUAGAAAUGAUGAAGUAAUGUCACCAGUGUUAAGUCCAUUAUUGAGUCCUAGAAAUAAUGCUACAAACGUUCUUGGCCUGCAGUUACUGCCUCAUGCUUCACCCAUUGGCAUUUCAUUAUUUUCACCAAAACUCAAAUCUAAACAUCCUCUUAGAAUAUCCCACUUUAAUCUUAAUGAAAAUGAUGAAACCGAACCAACUUUUAAUGCAAACCAUGAACCAUUGUAUGGCAUCACAUCAUCACCACCAAAUAUUGUUGUUGUUCAAGGCAAAAACCAUCAAUACCAAAUAAAACGAAAUAUAGAUGAAUAG